GAUAACGGAAAAGCUCCCUCGAUACUCAAUCGGCGUAAAUCGCGAAAUUUCCGGCAUAUCCGGAAAUUGUGGGAAACAGUUUUUGAUGAUCGUCGAAGUUAAAGUGUUCGGAAAAACUUAAGGUUAGGUGUAUAUCGGCGAAAACUUAUCGCACUUUACGGAUGGUUUUAAGGGAGUUUGUCGAGCAGUGAAAAGUUUUAUAUGCGGUGUAACCUGCAAGAUAAGGGUGACUUUAUCCGCAACGAAAUAAAAAUGUCGAAGCGGUUUUUGUUUUAACCCCAAAUACACAAGCCUCAGUUAUAAAACAUCGGACGGACAUGAUACAGUUCAACCCCGGCGAGAACGACAGCGUUUUACCUCGACUAGUUCUAAAUAAAGGGUAGCGAACUGGACAGCCAUGGGAGUUGAAAAAUGGCCUUUGCUCUUGGCCGUUCUAGCGGUGGAUGUGUUUGGUCGCUACAGUUUCGCUCAAGACUCCAUCGAUUUAGACCUGGGGGACGAAUCAGACAAUCUAAACGAGCUCGGGGUGUCGUUUUCUCCCUUGGAAAGUCCCCCGGUUCACUUCGCGACUGAGAAUAACAGCGUUGUGAUGGCUCAAACGGGGUCGACUGCUCUGAUUCCAUGUGUCAUCAAUAAUAUUGGGGACGGAAUGUCUUACUUUCAGGUGUCCUGGAUACGAAGGAAAGAUCGCCAUUUGCUUACUGUGGGAUUGACUACAUACAGUAGCGAUGAUAGGUAUCAAGCCAUCCACCUUCAGCAUUCAGAGGAUUGGACGCUACAAAUAAAAUUCGUACAGCAGAGAGAUGCCAGUUUGUACGAAUGCCAAGUGUCCUCACACCCUCCAACUAGUAUAUUUAUAGAGCUCAACGUCGUCGAAGCGAGGGCGGAUAUCGAAGGACCUUCCGAAAAGUACCUGAAACCAGGAAGUGGCUUGCGAUUGCAGUGCAGUAUCCUACAAAGUACCGAGCCCCCAGCUUAUGUAUUUUGGUAUCACAAUAACAGGAUGAUAAAUUACGACGUUGACCGAGGCAUCAACGUAACGACGGAGUUGAGUGAGAAAAGUAGCACGCUGACCAUUACGAACGCCGCAACACGGCAUUCGGGAAAUUAUUCAUGCGUGCCAAGCAAUGCUCAACCUGCCAGCACUUACGUGCACAUACUUAACGGUGAGAAUCCCGCCGCAAUGCAGCACGGUGGCCGAGGUCUAUCUUGGCUCCAGUGCAGUCCGUCGUCCUGGUUAAUAGUGUUUUCAUUUAUCGUUAUGAUGUGCUAGUUGCGACCAACUACCGUGUAAAAAAUAUAAAUAAAAUUUCAGAAAAUUGGUUAAUGUUGACGUUGUUACUAUUAAUAUUAAAAUAGAGCGAAUCUAAAGUCAUAGUGAUGUGUGAGCUAUUCAAUAUGAACUUUAAUCAGAUCGAAUAUUAGUAUACUAACUGUACAUUGUGGUAAUAAUAAUACUCCGAAAAAAAUAUCAAAUUAAAAUGUGG
Molecule: messenger RNA, 1487 nt
Organism: Cylas formicarius (sweet potato weevil)
Lineage: Eukaryota; Metazoa; Arthropoda; Insecta; Coleoptera; Brentidae
Product: limbic system-associated membrane protein-like
Exons: 8
Coding region: 398-1273 (291 amino acids)
Biological process (GO): synapse organization
Cellular component (GO): neuron projection membrane
Source: RefSeq, a predicted model, not a curated record